Molecule: messenger RNA, 4191 nt
Organism: Melitaea cinxia (Glanville fritillary)
Lineage: Eukaryota; Metazoa; Arthropoda; Insecta; Lepidoptera; Nymphalidae
Product: cell division cycle and apoptosis regulator protein 1-like
Exons: 16
Coding region: 180-3665 (1161 amino acids)
Biological process (GO): regulation of DNA-templated transcription
Cellular component (GO): nucleus
Source: RefSeq, a predicted model, not a curated record
UCUCCGUACGCUUGUUCGAUCGUUAUAUACAUACAACAAUACGCUCGCGAUUCAUUUUACCUACUGUUCGUAGCUUCUUGUUAAGCGGCCAUAUUGUCUCAGUAAGUGAAGUAAUGGUGAAUUAUAAAAAGUAAUUUUUAAGUGAAUGCUAAUAGUAAAUUUCUAAAAAAUAUUGAAAGAUGCAAACCGGCAGCGGAACUAAGAAUCCGCCAUGGGCCCGAUCAAACGUGAACACGAACAUGACCGGAAUGAAUCCGCAAAUAAUGGAUCCGAAUGCGGCAAUGAUGUCACAACAAGGCAUGAUGCCUUUUCAACAAACUCAGGCGGUGUUUAAUCCAAGCAUGAUUCAAGCCCAGGGAGGUAUGGCGAUGCCGAUGGCAGGACAAAUGCCGAUGAAUCAGAUGGCUCAAGGUCAAAUGUAUCCUGGAAAUGUAGUGGCUUAUCCUACACCACGUGCUAUGAAUCCAAACAUUUAUCAAAACAAUACACCUAACCCGGCCCAACAAUCGAGUGAACAACGUGUUUUUACCGGUACUGUAACAAAGACUCACAACGACUUUGGUUUUGUUGAUCACGAUGUAUUUUAUCAGACUUCUGUGUGCGCAAAAGGAGCAAUACCGAAAGUAAAUGACAGGGUACUAGUCGAAGCCACUUACAACCCCAACAUGCCUUUUAAAUGGAACGCGACUCGUGUUCAAGUCCUUCCUAAAGGUGGCCCUAACCAAAAAGUUAACCCGCCAAAAUCGAAUACAUACAAUGCGGUACCACCUCCGCCUAAUAAAAAAUCAAUGCUGUCGCGUCGUGAUGACCGACGCGACGAUCGACCCUCGAGGAGAGAUGACAGAAAAAGAUCCCGCACGAGAAGCAGGUCAAGGUCACGCGACCGCAGAGACAGUCGUAAUCGCAGAGACUCACCACCUCGUAAACGACCAAUCAUCCAUCAGCCUUCACCAAUAAAAUAUGUUGUCCGAGUUCCCAGAAUACCUCUUGAUAUCUCAAAGAUUGACGUUCCCACUCUCUCGCAGAGGUAUACCAAUCUUUAUAUACCAUCAGACUUUUUCAAUGCUUAUGUAAAAUGGGGUGAAACUUUCCCACCACAAGCACCAUUUUCAUUAAAUAAUCCUUGUGCUUACCACAUUAUGAGCAGAGAAAUACCAAACCCAAAUCCUAAUGAUGCUAUAUUGGAACCACAAGAUGCAGAUUACAGAUUUUCAGCAAAGGUGAUGUUAAUUAGCAUGCCAACACUAGAAACACUAUAUCAAAAAUGUGGAUUAACUAAAGUGGACGAAAAGGACAAGAGAGGAAGUAAAACACCCUUGCAUCCUACUCGUUUAAUUAAAUUCCUCGUUGGACAAAAGGGUAAAGGAGGAGAAAAUUUUGCUAUAGGUGGACCUUGGAGUCCUUCUCUUGAUGGAGAGAAUCCCGAAUCUGAUCCUGGAGUAUUAGUUAAAACAGCAAUUCGGACAUGCAAAGCCCUAACUGGUGUUGACCUAUCCAAUUGUACUCAAUGGUACCGAAUGGUGGAGUUUUACUACUGGCGCGAGGGCAGCGGCGGAAGGUCGAGACUCGAGUGUGUGGUGUUGUUCCUGCCAGAUGUGUGGUCGGCACAGCCGUCGCGUAUCGAGUGGACGACGGUGCAGGACCAAUAUAAGGCGGCCGGCGACGCGGCACUGCGGCGACUCGACGGUGAAGACUCCGAGCCUGCGCCCGCCGCGCCCUCCGUGGAGGACUCCUCGGACAAAUCCCAAAUUGAGAUUACCGAUGCCAAUGACAGUACGAUAACGAUAGAUGAAAAUGAUGAUGAUGAUGACGGUAAACCUGAACCGACCCAUUACUCCAAAAUUGAUCUUCGAACAAUAAAAGUUGACCAACUCAGACAAGAACUUCGUGCCCGAAAUGUUAGCUGUAAAGGCUUACGGGCACAAUUGGUUUCGCGUCUAUCAAAACUUAUAAAAGCAGAAGAAGAAAAAGAAUCUAAAGGAGACGAUGUGAUGGAAGUUGAGGAUGAUGAACCAACGACCACAGAAGAGAAAAAAAUAACUGAAGAAGAAAACAUUGAAAUUAAAGAUGAUAAAGCAAAACCAACUACUACAGAAGAGGAAGCCCAAGUCGUCAUUCCUGAUGAAAAUGAGGAAAAAAAUGAUAAAAAAGAAAAAGAAGAUACAGAUAAAAAUAAGCCUAAAGAUGAUAAAAAGGAUAACAAAGAAAAGAGUGAGGAGAAAAAAAUAGAAAAACCUAAAACAGAAAAGGAAAUUGAGGAAGAAAAGAAAAAGAUAGAGAAAGAGAAGCAAACUUUAAAGACAAAAUAUGAAUUACCCACUACACCACACAUUAUUGUUCAUCCAUCGCCUACAGCCAAAGGUGGUAAAUUUAGUUGUAAUAUUGCUACACUUUCACUUCUACUUGACUAUCGUAUAACUGAUAACAAGGAACAUAGUUUUGAGUUAUUUGUGUUUGCGGAACUGUUCAACGAGAUGUUAAUGCGAGAUUUUGGCUUCUACGUAUACAAAACUCUAUAUACCUUACCCGAAAAGGUUGAGGAACAUAGAGAGAAGGACAAAAGUGUUGAAAAGUCAGAUAAGAAGGAGGAGAAAAAACCAGAGCCUGAGAAAAAAGAAGAGAAGAAAGAUGAUAAGGAUAAGAAAGAUGAUAAACGUGAAGUCCGAAAAAGAGAUAGACGGGAGUCCCCCAGCGACGAGGAGCGCGGCGCGUCCCCGCGGCGGCGCGGGCGCGGCGUGGAGCUGCCGCCCGACCCCUACCUGCUGCUGUCGCUCGUGUACUUCGACACGGCGCGCGGCGGCGCCAUCGCGCGCAAGGACCUGCAGAACCUCUUCGUGAGCCUCGGCCUGCAGCUCUCGCGCUCGCAGAUCCGCUGCAUCCUCGAGAAGGUCUGCGUGCGCGACAGCUUCAGCUAUAAAGCCCUAAUUCAAGCUAUUAAGGAUCUAGCCGCUGGCACUCCAGAAGCAAUUCAAGAUUUACCACUCGACAGUACUGUAACAAACAACGAAGUACCAGCCCAUAUAACAGAGUUAGAAGCUGCGAUUGCAACGGGUAAUAGGGAACUCUUACCAGUGUUUAACAGAGAAAGUAAUGAAGCUCAAUCAUCAUCUGCAACUAAAGACGUUAGCGACAGUGGCGUGGUGGUGUACAAGUCGCGCGUGGUGGACGUGGGCGCGCUGGUGGCGGGCGCGGCGCGCUGGGCGGGCGAGCGGGCGCGGCUGGAGGCGGCGCUGGGCGAGACGCGCGCCGCGCUGCGGGCCGCGCGCGCCGCCGCCGCCAACACGCAGCGCGCCGAGCGCGGCGCGCAGGCGCAGCUGGGCGACCUCGCCGCCUCGCUCGCCGCCGCGCGCGCGCGCAUCGCCUCGCUCACGGCGAGCUCGAAAAUAUUCCAUUCAGCUCUGAAAAGUAUACAGUCCAAGGUAGAGGCUGUCGUGAACAUUAAAUAUGAAGAUGAUGACGUUGUCGAAGUCGUCAAUGGCCCGUCAAAGGUUGAAAAAGAUGAGAAAGAGAAAUCUGAAGAUAAGACUGAAGAUAAGUCUGAAGAAAAACCUUCAGAACCUGAGAACAUAAAUGAAGAUAAAGUUGAAAGUGCAGAGGAAACACCAAAAGAUAGUAAAGAAAGUGAUAUAAUCGCAACUGAAAAUAUGGACCUAGAUGAUAAAUAAUUAAAAUAAAAGUUUGGUACAAAAUUAAAACUCAGCACUAACCUUUCACGCGGAACUUAAGUUGUAUUGAAUAGAUACACAUACACAAAUAUCAAAAGCAAUAAAUGUCUCAAAAUUAACAAUAAAGAAUGAAAAUUUAAUGUUGGAUAAGUCAUUAUAACUCAGUGUCAAAUAACAUUACAUUUAUCAUUAAGAAUAUAAAAUUAUAAGAAGCUAUUAAAAUCUUUUUCAUAAAAAAAGUAAAUAAACGAAAAGCAAUUGAUUAACCAUUUAAAUACUGUAAUACAUUACAAAAAAAAAAAAAAUAGAAGUAAAAAUAUUGAAUUGGAAAUGUUUUUUUUUUUGGACAAGCGAUGUCUUGGUUCAAAGAUUGAAAAACGGGUUUUUUUAUCUUCGCUUUUUGUAUGUUCAAUCUCAGUAUGUCAGCAGUAAGUGUAUGUUUGUCAUUAUUUUUCACAUUGUGUAAAUUGAAUUGCAUUUCAAGAAAUCUGAUGUAAUAUGUGGGGCAAUAAAAUGUCUCGUCUUA